Molecule: messenger RNA, 1215 nt
Organism: Vigna angularis (adzuki bean)
Lineage: Eukaryota; Viridiplantae; Streptophyta; Magnoliopsida; Fabales; Fabaceae
Product: putative disease resistance protein RGA3
Exons: 1
Coding region: 1-1215 (404 amino acids)
Biological process (GO): defense response to other organism
Molecular function (GO): ADP binding
Source: RefSeq, a predicted model, not a curated record
AUGGGUGGACUUGGCAAAACAACACUUGCCAAGCAGGUCUUCAAUGAUAACAGGGUAUGCAAACAUUUUGACUUGACAAUUUGGGUUUGUGUUUCUGAUGAUUUCAACACCAUGACAAUACUACAAUCCAUCAUAGAAUGCAUCACCGGACAAAAUCCCAAUCUCGAUAGUUUAGAAGCAAUGCGGAAAAAGGUUGCAGAAGUGUUGCGUGGGAUGAGGUAUUUACUUGUUCUUGAUGAUGUGUGGAAUGAAGACCAAGAGAAAUGGAAGCAGUUGAUGGGAAAGUUGCAGUGCGCAAGGGCAGCAAAAGGAGCUACCAUUUUGGUCACCACUCGACUCGAGGAAGUUGCUUCGACCAUGCAGACGCAUCCUGCUUACCAUUUGAAAGAAUUGUCAGGAGAUGAUAGUUGGUCAUUGUUCAAACACAAUGCGUUUGGACCAAACAGAGAAGAAAUGGAAGAACUAGUGUCAAUUGGCAAAGAGAUAGUGACAAAAUGCGUUGGUUCGCCGCUUGCAAUCAAAACAUUGGGAAGCCUAUUACGUGAUGAAAGCGACGUAAAACAAUGGCAGAAUGUAAGGGAAAGUGAGAUUUGGGAUAUACGGGAGGAAAGUAGUUCUGCGACAGGUGAGGAAAAUUCUAUCAUGCGUGCUUUGAAAUUAAGCUAUUUUAAUUUGGACUUGUCAUUGCGGAGAUGCUUUUCUUUUUGUGCAAUUUUCCCCAAAGAUUUUGAAAUAGACAAGGAAGAACUUAUUCAUCUCUGGAUGGCUAAUGGAUUUAUUAAAUGUGAAGGAAAUAUAGAAGUGGAGGAUGUUGGAAAUAAAGUGUGGAAAAAAUUAUACAGUAGAUCAUUUUUUCAAGAAGCUAAGUAUGAUGAAUUUGGUAUGAUCAGAAAUUUCAAGAUCCAUGAUCUAUUUCAUGAUCUUGCCCAGUCUAUUAUGGGUGAGGAAUGUGUGGUUAUUGUGAAAGGAAGAUUGACUCCAUUGCCAACUAGAGUUCACUAUGCAAGCUUGCUCAAUUCUAGUGUGUCUGAUGAUAUGACUGCUUUCAAGCAAAGAACGACGACUGCUUUGAAGAAGGUUGAAUCCCUGCAGACUUUUCUUGAUUUUGGUCGUAUUGGCCCGGUGCCAUCAAAUCAUUGUCUCCGAGCAUUGCGAACAAGCUCUUCUUUGUUGUCCCCACUCAGGGAUUUAACACAUUUGAGAUACUUAGUUUGA